UCACUUCCUGGAUACUUUAAACUGUCAAACGAAACAAUAGUGAGGAUAAAGAGGCUGAAAAACAUCUGCUGUGGAUAAAGUUAUGCAUUUUCACUGCAGAAAGAAAGCUCAGUGAGAGGUGACGGAGCUGCAGGCGCUCAUGGAGGACUUCAGGAGGUCGUACCUGAGGCUGUGUAAGGAGGGAGGAACAGAUGCUCAGGAGUCAGUGCUGGCUCAGCUGCACGACUCGAGGACAGGGACGGGCAGCUGCAGACUGGACCUGAGGGGGCAGAGCGUCACUGUGGACACCUGCAGCGUGCUGGGAAGAGUCCUGCAGAGUGACGCCGUCUUCACAGAGAUCCUCCUCAGCGACUGCAUGCUCAGUGAGGAAGGUGUCAAGCUGAUACUAAAUGGGCUUUGCUCCAACACCACAGUGAAAGUUUUGGAUCUGAAGGGGAACAACAUGAGAGGAACAGGAUCUGAGGCUUUGGGACAGUUGUUAGUGAGGAACAAGAUCCUGCGCAGAGAGACUGAAAAUAAAUGUUUCAUUUUGUGUGCAGAUCUCAGAUGGAACAACAUUGGGCUGCUGGGCGGCCGAUCUGUACUGGAGGCAAUGCAGCAGAACCGCGCACUGAUCAAACUAGAGAUGGCUGGAAACAACAUUCCCAGCGACACGCUCAGGGCCAUCGAACAGUCCAUGAAUCACAAUGCAGACAGACAGUCGACACUGAGAGAGAGCCGGAGCAGGACUCAAGUGCUCAGCAAAGAGAUCCAGCUCCUAAAGGAUGAGAAAAGCCGACAGUUUCUUAGUAUGAUGGAGACCAUUGAUAGACAGAAAGACGAGAUGGGAAGAAGCAGCAGAAAUUCAUCCAUACGUCUGGGGCAGUUACAGGGAGUGCUGAGCGAGCAGAAAUCAUCUGUAAAUUCUCUCACAGCCAAACUGCAGAUGACGGAGGCGGCUCUAGCUCUGUCGGAGCAGAAGGCUCAUGAUCUCGGAGAGCUGCUGACUCGAGUUAAAAUGGAGAAAGCCGAGCUCAGAGACAGACAGUCCAGAGAGAUCAAGAAAGAGCAGGAGGCUAGUGCUCUGAAGGAAGCAAAGCUUUUGAAGGAGGUGAACAGCUUGUCAGAGAAGAACCUCCAGCUUAGGAACAAGCUGGAGGAGACCGAACGCAGAUGUAAAACACAACAGGAGCAGAUCUUUGAGCUGAAGCAGGAACUCACAAACACCACUGCUGAACUAAAGCUGCGUCUCGCCCAAACCGAAGAAAGGCUGGAAAUGGAGAAGAGAAGAUCCAAGCAGGCACUUGAAGACAUGGACAGUUUACGACAGAAGGAGGUGGAUCAUCUGACAAGACACCAGGAGGAGAGUGAGAGAGCUCUUCAAGAACGCAUCCUCAAACUUGAAGGACAGCGGAUCCAAUUAGAAGAAGUACUCUCAUGUUGUUCCAAACCCGACCUUGCAGGGAAAGAGCAGGUGAAAGUGGCAGAAGUGACACGAGUGCGAGUGGAACUACAGGAGCAGAUCGGCCACCUGCAGGCUGAAAGAACGGCACAGGGCGGCCUUAAAGAGAAGAUCGCUGCUCUGGAGAGAGAGAUGAAGGUUCUCAGUGCCACCCACAGAGAGGCCCUUCUGGACAAAGAGAGUGAGAUCUCGUCUCUGCUUGAGCGGCUGCGCAUUAGAGAAGGAGAGAUCCAGCGCAUACGUGAGGACGAGGCCCAGAGAGCCAGCUUCCUGCAGAAUGCCAUUCUCACGUACGUCCAGGGCUCUCCUCUCGCUCACUUCAGCCCCAAAAAGUGAACUCUUAUGUGAUUUUCCCACAGGUCUGUUAUACACUUUCCAUCAGGGUGCUUUGCAACUAUGCAUAAUAAAUCUACUGCAUAUUGCAAGUUUUUACAAUGCUUUUACAUAUUUGAGUGACAUGUUUUCAUGAAUUAAAAAAAAAAAUUCUACUAAAAUACUUUUAAGUGUAUAUAUUUGGUUCGGAAAAUGUAUUUUCAAAAAUUUCACUUUUUUUAAUGAAUAUUCACUUUUAUUUAAAAUGUUGGAGCUCUUUCAAAAAUGUGUCUUUUCAAAAUCCCCAGUGUGCCAUAUUGUCCAUCAACGCUCUUAUAUUACGUCACUUACAAAUUGUAUAUUUUAAAAGGAUUUCCACUGUCGGGAGUUCUUCACUUUUGUAAUGUGUGUUGGCUAUUAAAGCAAAUGUUUUUUUUUGUUUGUUUUUU
Molecule: messenger RNA, 2202 nt
Organism: Sinocyclocheilus grahami
Lineage: Eukaryota; Metazoa; Chordata; Actinopteri; Cypriniformes; Cyprinidae
Gene: lrrc45
Product: leucine rich repeat containing 45
Exons: 16
Coding region: 140-1777 (545 amino acids)
Cellular component (GO): centrosome; plasma membrane
Source: RefSeq, a predicted model, not a curated record